UGGUAGGCGUAUCGCCUCUCGGGACAAACCGACGCACUGUGUGAAAGUAACUGCAGGAGGAAGCUCACCGGCGGACCAGAGUGCUUUCUAACGGCAGGGAGGGGGGAAAGGACAAGAAUGAUUUGAUGGUGGAUUCCUAGCGGAAUUAAUCAUUUUUCCUGACCUAUAACGCCUCAAUCUAUAGGCUUCCAUCCACCGGACGGCACGCACUCUUGUCCAUCGCCUGUCCUUGGAGAGACCGACACAGGGAGAACAGAUAGGUCAAGACAAAGUCACUUCUGUGGCUGGAAAGGAGGGGACGCCCGUUUACCAAGCCUCUCUGUUUCUGCAGUUUAUGUUUUAACCAGUUGUUAUCUUAUUGAUAAUGUUCUUACCUUGAGAGGGAUAAUUACCAACCACAAAGGAUUACUGUCCUCCAGCCAAGUGCAACUACUUUGAAAUGGGAAUGAGCCAAAUGUUGUGUUGGUGCAGGAUUGACAGCCGCUGAAUGGGGGCGCAGAGAGCAUCUGUAGGGGAGUUUACGCCGGCUGAGCAGCCCAAAACGAAGACCGUGCCCGGAUUCACCGAGUAGCCAACAGAGACGUUUCCUUACUAUCCACACUGCUUUUUCUCUAUUCAGGACACACGAUCCCAGCUAUAUUAACCUCGAACGGAUGUGUGCUUUUUAUCGCUUCACCGAUGCACGGAGUCUUAACGAAAACGCAGACAGCUCACAUGGAGACCAAAUGAGUGCGCAACGCGGCUGUGCGCCGGUUUAACGGCGUUUUACCACGCUUACAGAACCGUCCCAGUGGAUCAACGGCGGACGAGGGUUUGCUGUAGGUUAUCAGCUGCCACCGGUCACGUACCCGCAUCGGGCUUUUAAGGCAAACUCCAAGGGAACUAAAUUGAAACGCCUCGCGUGCCCCAGCACCAGCAGGAGCCCCGCAGCCCGACCAGCGUUGCGCGGUAUAAAACCAAAAUAAAAGUGGAUAUCAUUACUUAUUUGGUUCAACAAUUAUCUGUCCAGAGGAGGAUUAUUUAACGUAUUGUUUGCUGAGUUCUUCACCUGGCUUUUCAAGAGAAGGGGAGAACGGAGGAGAAACCGCCUUUACCUAACCGGCAAGGAGGAGAGAGAGACACGCAGGUCUUUGGAUCCAUAUCCCUGGCACAUCUUUUCAGUGCAUCUACCAGUCACACCCAUGUAUCUUCAUGUUGAGGCCUAAUAAAUCACAGCAGACCACAUAGAGUUGCCCUGCUCCCAGUGGAGGAUAAUGGAACGGCUGUGGUUCUCUUUGCUGUUGCUGGCAGCAGCAUGCAGGGGACAGCCAUGUCCGAAACGCUGUAUGUGCCAGAGCCUUUCUCCAUCGCUCGCUAUCCUCUGCUCCAAGACAGGCCUGCUGUUUGUUCCUGCUGCCAUUGACCGGCGCACAGUGGAGCUACGGCUCCAAGAAAACUUUAUUACAGCUGUCCGAAGAAAGGACUUUGCCAACAUGACCAGCUUGCUACAUCUGACCCUGUCAAGAAACACCAUCAGUCAGAUUCUCCCUUCAGCUUUCAGUGACUUGCGGCGACUGAGAGCACUCCACCUAGACUCUAACAGGUUAACUGUUAUCAAGGAUGACCAUUUCAAAGGCCUGACCAACCUCCGUCACCUGAUCCUUGCCAACAACCAGCUCCACUCCAUAUCUUCUCAUGCCUUUGAUGACUUCCUGUCCACACUGGAGGAUCUCGACCUCAGCUACAAUAAUCUUGCCGAGGCACCUUGGGACAUGAUUGGGCGCCUCACCAAUGUCAAUACCCUAAAUAUGGACCACAACCUCAUAGAAAAUGUUCCCCAAGGUGUAUUCACAAACCUACACAAGCUAGCCAGGCUAGACAUGACAUCCAACAAGCUGAAGAAAAUUCCCCCGGACCCUUUGUUCCUGAGAAUUCCAGUUUAUGCUAAAUCCAAAGGCUCCCCCCUCUCCUCCCUGGUGUUAAGUUUUGGUGGCAACCCCCUUCACUGUAACUGUGAACUUCUGUGGUUGAGAAGACUGACCAGAGAAGACGACCUUGAGACAUGCGCUUCUCCCCCUGACCUCAGUGCCAAGUACUUCUGGACCAUUCCUGAAGAGGAGUUUAUUUGUGACCCACCAGUUUUGACCCGUAAGUCGCCACAUACAGUGUCUAUGGAAGGCCAACCUGCAAGCUUAAAGUGCAAAGCGAAUGGUGAUCCAGAGCCUGAAGUUCACUGGAUCAGCCCUGAAGGGCGACUUAUAUCUAAUAGCUCCAGAACGUUGGUUUUCCCUAAUGGAAGCCUGGAUAUUAAUGUCACAAGCCUAAAGGAUUCAGGUAACUUCACCUGCAUUGCCUCAAAUGCAGCAGGUGAAUCAACGGGAAGAGUGGAGCUUGUUGUGACGGCAGUGCCUCAUCUGGCAAACAGCACAAGCCGCAGCCGAGACCCAUCCUCUGAACCUGCCCCUUCUGACAUCUUAACCCCUUCUAAGGUUGCACUCCCUAACAAUGAGACACGAGGGGCAGACCGGAGGGUCUCAUUGGUGGAACUGACAGGAAACUCUGCCCUCAUUAGAUGGAGCAGUCAGACGCCUACAACUGGAGUCAGGAUGUUCCAGGUCCAGUAUAACAGCUCUGGAGAUGACACACUUGUUUACAGGAUGAUUCCAUCCAGCAGCAAUGACUUCCUGGUUCGGGACCUCGCCGCCGGACGCAACUACGAUCUUUGUGUCCUGUCCGUGUUUGAUGAUGUCGUCACAUCGCUGACUGCAACACGUCCUUUGGGCUGUCUUUCGUUCACCACGGACACAGAGUUCAGCCAGUGCCAAGCAUUGCACAGCCACUUCCUGGGUGGCACUAUGAUCAUCAUCAUUGGAGGGAUUAUUGUUGCUUCUGUGCUGGUUUUUAUUAUCAUCUUAAUGAUACGAUACAAGGUUUACACCCACCAAGGGGCAGGCCAUGGAAAAGCAGCUAUUGCAGUGACUGCGCCAAGACCGCAGAGCAAUGGACAAGGAGGAGGCGCACAGGUCCAAGUCCUCCCUCACUCUGCCUCAAAAAUGCCUGAUAGUCAGGACGACCAAGCGAUGGCGCCCUCCAGGGCCAUGUCACCUAGCAACACUCUUAGAGACACUGUGGCAUUGGUCGAGGAGGCGAGCAGUGGACGGAGCAUAAUGACAAGGACUGACUCCUUGGCCAAUGACGAGUUGCUCUCGCCCACCAACGCUCGCUUCUCCUCCAGGGUCGCCAUUGAGAUGAAAAGCAGGCCGCCAUCUGUCGCCAAAGAGCCCACCUCCCCCAAAGAACCAGCAGCAGCAGAUGGCAGGCGGCCUCAUAGUGUCGUAUGGAGAGACUUUAAGAUCUGAAGGUCUCUCGGUCGCACAACGACAGUGCACCAACACUACAAAAAAAGAAACCCUGAUGAUGUUGUUCUGAGUGGCAGAAAUGGAGAACAUCACCACCAGGGAGAAGAUGGUGAAAACUGAAGAAAAAAAAAAGGCCCUAUAGCUCUCCUCCCAUCUCUCCUGUUUACUGUGCCCAUUACUUUGUUUCCAUAAGUACCAUGGGAUCAUAGACCUGUACUGUCUGGUUUACUUUUUGCUGAGCUUGGUUCUCAUGUCUGGAUUGGACGUGUCAAGGCCCACUGUCUGUUUGCUUGCUGAUUGGCCUGUUGCUGCAGGAUCCGGCUGACAGUGUGAUCAUCAUUAAUCAGUUUUUAAAGGAACGGCACGUAAUGAAUACUGAAUUUUCCACUUGAAUCAUCUGUAUCAGUGUGAAAGUGGAUACAAUGGGCAUAGAUAAUUUCAAAAGAAAACAAAAAGAGACGUGUGUUUGGACAUGAUUAUGGAUGGAAAAUAUGAAUGAACUUCUCCCCAUCUGGAGCAGCAUCAACAUGCACGGACAGACAUCGAACAGAUGGUCAAAACAGACUGAGAAUGUAUGGCUAAACAGUGCAAGUUGGAUGGAUGGAUAAGCGCACACAACCUGGAUAUACAAUAUGUUAGACUGAACAAAAAGAAAGGAAUUAAUAUCACACACAUGGAUGAAUGGAUCCGGUUUUGGAUAUGAACAUUAAAACAAUAUUGGAGCACAUAAGGAACUCUCAACAUGGCUGGCUGUAGAUGAAUCAACUCUUGUAUUCCACGUAGAAUAAUGGAAUAAUGAAAACUGAACUGAGCUGAUCCAAACUGCACUGAACUGGAGCCGGAUUUGAACCUUGACUAAAUCCUGUUAUCUCUCAAUCAGAAGUUUCUGGAAAUCAGUAUAACAAAAACAUGAACUGAAGUGGACCCAGUGGAGCCUAUCUAGAAAUGUACACUGGUCAAGGAUUUGGACUGUUCAUCGAUCUGAAGCAGAACAACUUGACUAGACUGGCCUGUUAUCUAUUAGUCUAGUCUGUGUUUUCUACUGCUCUGAUCUAAUGUCAACCACUAUCCACUGGAAGUGACUGGUGAGGACCUUGUGGACCUUGCCAACCUUUCUAACGUCUCUCCAGGACUACUUACACAGACCCAGUGAUCAGGAGGAAAGCCACAUGUCUAAAGCGAAAAUGGAAACGGAUGAACAGAUAAGAGAUAAAAAUAAUAAAGUAGCGGGGAAUCAGUUAGCCAAACCAUGUGAAUUUCAGAUUCCAUUCAUGUCAAACUUCAUUGUCAAUAAAUACGUUUACAGAUCCAGAGUAGGUUGAAUUUGGUUUAGCUGGUCCGGUCUGGUGUACAAGCUUAAACCAGUUUGAUUUUAUGCCAACUGGAUGAACCUGCAUUUGUAUUAUGGCAUGUUCUCGCAAAUAAAAAAAAUCAUCUGCGUCACAGUGUAAAUCCAAUUUCCAUUAGUGAUAUGCAAUAUGAAAGUGUGAUUAAAAUAAUAUAAUGAUUGUUUGACAAAGAGCUAGUGUCUGACAGACAGUUCUCAAUUAACUGCUUAGCCGAGAAGGCCAGCAACAAGAAGGAGAUAAAAUUGUAGUUUCAUUAAGGGUUGGAGGAGAAAUUAGCAGCCACUGAGAAAAGUGGAACGCCCAUUAGAAAAAAAUGCAUUCAGGCCCAGUGAUUGGCUCAAUAUGAAAUUGGUUUGAAUUUCUUUACACCCGGCUAUGCCUAGUCAAGCGAUCUACAUUGAAAAUCUAAUCAGCCUACUUUAUCAAGAAGAAAAAUGAUGUAUGACUGUAUAUGACCUGCAUUGUUAUCAUCUUGGUAGUCAUCCAGGCCUUCUGCACAUCUUCAUAAUCACAAUCCUCUUCAUCACCAUGGAGCGCGCUUACGUGCACACAGUAUGACGCAUAACACAUCUUACUUAAUGUUCCCUUUGGAAAGAGUGACAUCAUCAUAUGAGUCUGACGAAUCCCUUUAUGAUGAUCAUUAGAACCACACAUGUGCUCUAUAAUAGCAUCUCUGUCAUGAUUGCCAUGUUUUGGCUCUGACAUCAUGCUGGUUAUUGUAAAUGGGAUCGGUGGUACCACAGAUGCCAUCUCAGAUAUGUGUUUUUUCCGAUGUGUGUGCACAGGAUAUUAUCAUUCUCAUUAUGAUUGUUACAGUUCAUACAGAGAUAUAAGCUGAUAGAAGAGCCAAUAGAGAGAGAACCUCCAAACGGUUUGACCCAUCUCAGAAGACACAUCCCAAAAAAAGCAGAUUUAAAAAAUAAAAAAAAGUCUUCACUUUUCCCCCUUCUGUGCUCCCCUCACUUUUUCUUUGGGCUUUACCUUUUGUAUGUGUACAUAAAGCAAUUUCAAAUCUUAUAGUUUUGUACAUGUAAUUUUUAUGG
Messenger RNA from Eleginops maclovinus (Patagonian blennie), 5730 nucleotides. Its product is annotated as leucine-rich repeat and fibronectin type III domain-containing protein 1-like protein. The coding region runs from base 1254 to 3338 and encodes 694 amino acids. The transcript has 12 exons. The record is from RefSeq and is a predicted model, not a curated record. Gene Ontology annotation, molecular function: protein binding. NCBI's taxonomy places the organism in Eukaryota, Metazoa, Chordata, Actinopteri, Perciformes, Eleginopidae.